Messenger RNA from Microcebus murinus (gray mouse lemur), 4867 nucleotides. RefSeq names its product WD repeat domain 62 (gene WDR62). Lineage: Eukaryota; Metazoa; Chordata; Mammalia; Primates; Cheirogaleidae. The record is from RefSeq and is a predicted model, not a curated record. Gene Ontology annotation, molecular function: protein binding.
CCAGACGCUCCGCUCCGCCUCUUAGCCUCCAUUGGUCGUAAGUGCCGCCCGGCAGCCUUGGGAUUGGCCAGACCGGCGGCCCGCCGCGUCCAAUGGGCGGCGGCGCCGGCUUUCCCGCGGCUGUUCGCUAUUUGAGUGGGUCGUGGCGGCGGCGGCGGUUAAGGAGUGUAACGGCCGCCCGGCUCUGGCGCGGCGAUGGCGGCCCUGGGGCCCGGGGGCUAUGCGCGGAGCGAUGCGGUUGAGAAGCUUUCUUCUGUCACGGCGGGGGUUCCAGCGCGGAGGGGCCAGCCCUCCCCGCCCCCCGCGCCACCGCUCUGCCUCCGGCGGCGGACGCGACUCCCGGCGGCGCCCGAGGACACGGUGCACAACAGGGUGUCACUCGAGAAGGUGCUUGGCAUCACAGCCCAGAACAGCAGUGGCCUAACCUGUGACCCUGGCACAGGCCAUGUGGCCUACCUGGCAGGCUGUGUGGUGGUGAUUUUGAACCCCAAGGAGAACAAGCAGCAGCACAUCUUCAAUACUGCCAGGAAGUCUCUGAGUGCUGUGGCCUUCUCCCCUGAUGGGAAGUACAUAGUGACGGGGGAGAAUGGGCACAGACCUGCCGUGCGCAUCUGGGAUGUGGAGGAGAAAAGUCAGGUGGCAGAGAUGCUGGGCCACAAGUAUGGUGUGGCCUGCGUGGCCUUCUCACCCAAUAUGAAGCACAUCGUGUCCAUGGGCUACCAGCAUGACAUGGUACUGAACGUCUGGGACUGGAAGAAAGACAUCCUGGUGGCCUCCAACAAGGUAUCCUGCAGAGUCAUCGCCCUCUCCUUUUCAGAGGACAGCAGCUAUUUUGUCACUGUUGGGAACCGGCAUGUGAGGUUCUGGUUCCUAGAAGUCUCCACUGAAAUAAAGGUGAUGGGCACGGUGCCCCUCGUAGGGCGUUCGGGCAUCUUGGGUGAGCUGCACAACAACAUCUUCUGUGGUGUGGCCUGUGGCCGGGGCCGGAUGGCAGGCAGUACCUUCUGCGUGUCCUACUCAGGCCUGCUCUGCCAGUUCAACGAGAAGAGGGUGCUGGAGAAGUGGAUCAACCUGAAGGUCUCUCUCUCUUCCUGCCUCUGUGUUAGCCAGGAGCUCAUCUUCUGUGGCUGCACAGACGGGAUUGUCCGCAUCUUCCAGGCCCACAGCCUGCACUACCUCGCCAACCUCCCCAAGCCGCACUACCUUGGGGUAGACGUGGCACAGGGCCUGGAGCCCAGCUUUCUCUUCCAGAAGAAGGCAGAAGCCGUCUACCCAGAUACUGUGGCGCUGACCUUCGACCCUGUCCACCAGUGGCUGUCCUGCGUGUAUAGGGACCACAGCAUCUACAUCUGGGAUGUCAAGGACAUCAACCAAGUGGGCAAGAUGUGGUCGGAGCUCUUCCACAGCUCCUAUGUCUGGAACGUGGAGGUAUAUCCUGAGUUUGAAGAUCAGAGAGCUUGUUUGCCAUCAGGAUCUUUUCUGACUUGUUCCUCAGACAACACCAUCCGCUUCUGGAACAUGGAUAGCAGCCCUGAUUCUCACUGGCAGAAAAACAUCUUCAGCAAUACCCUGCUGAAGGUAGUGUAUGUGGAGAAUGACAUCCAGCACCUACAGGACACGUCACACUUCCCAGACCGGGGGAGUGAGAAUGCGACGCCCAUGGAUGUGAAAGCCGGGGUUCGAGUCAUGCAGGUCAGUCCUGAUGGCCAGCAUUUGGCUUCAGGCGACCGAAGUGGAAAUCUGAGGAUCCACGAGCUGCACUUCAUGGAUGAGCUGGUCAAGGUGGAGGCCCACGAUGCCGAGGUGCUGUGCCUCGAGUACUCCAAGCCUGAGACAGGGCUGACCUUGCUGGCCUCGGCCAGUCGGGACCGGCUGAUCCACGUGCUGAAUGCGGAGAAGAACUACAACCUGGAGCAGACCCUGGACGACCACUCCUCCUCCAUCACGGCCAUCAAGUUUGCUGGCAACAGAGACAUCCAGAUGAUCAGCUGUGGGGCCGACAAGAGCAUCUACUUCCGCAGUGCCCAGCGGGCCUCGGAUGGACUACACUUUGUCCGUACCCACCACGUAGCAGAGAAAACCACCUUGUAUGACAUGGACAUUGACAUCACCCAGAAGUACGUGGCGGUGGCCUGCCAGGACCGCAAUGUGAGAGUCUACAACACUGUGAAUGGGAAGCAGAAGAAGUGCUACAAGGGCUCCCAGGGUGAUGAAGGGUCCCUGCUGAAGGUCCAUGUGGACCCCUCAGGCACCUUCCUGGCCACAAGCUGCUCUGACAAGAGCAUCUCAGUGAUUGACUUUUACUCGGGCGAGUGCGUCGCCAAGAUGUUUGGCCAUUCAGAAAUCAUCACCGGCAUGAAAUUCACCUAUGACUGUCGUCACUUGAUCACAGUAUCUGGAGACAGCUGCGUGUUCAUCUGGCACCUGGGCCCUGAGAUCACCAACUGCAUGAAGCAGCAUUUGCUGGAGAUCAACCAGCGUGAGCAGCAGCAGCAUACAAAAGACAGGAAGUGGAGCAGCCACCCCAGACAGGAGACAUACGCAUCCCUGCCCCGUGAGAUUCACUCCCUGAGUCCUGGAGAGCAGACGGAGGAUGAGCUGGAGGAAGAGUGUGAACCGGAAGAGCUGCUGAAGACGCCUUUCAGAGACAGCCUGGAUCCAGAUCCCCGGUGCCUGCUGACCAACGGCAAGCUGCCGCUCUGGGCAAAGCGGCUGCUAGGAGACGAGGACGCAGCAGAUGGCUCAGCCUUCCAUGGCAAGCGCAGCUACCAACCACAUGGCCGCUGGGCGGAGCGGGCUGGCCAGGAGCCCCUCAAGACCAUCCUGGAUGCCCGGGACCUGGAUUGCUACUUCACCCCCAUGAAGCCCGAAAGUCUGGAGGACUCCGUCCUGGACACGGUGGAGCCACAGAACCUGGCAGGCCUGCUGAGCGAGUCAGAGAGUCCCCAGGAGGGUGGCUGCAGGCGUCCCUCCUUCCCCAAGCAGAGGGAGUCACCUGAGGCCAGUGAGCUCGUCUACUCCCUGGAGGCAGAAGUGACAGUCACAGGGACAGACAGCGAGUACUGCGAGAAGGAGGUAGAGGAAGGGCUCGGAGACCAGCACAGCGACUCCUACCUCAGGGUCUCCUCCGUCAGCUCCAAGGAUCAGAGCCCACCUGAGGACUCGGGGGAGUCCGAGGCCGACUUGGAGUGCAUCUCUGCCACUGCCCACCCCUCCCCUCCACGGCCUGACCCGGACUCGCGGUUUGCCAUGGCGACGCCCCCCACGCCAGGAUGCCCAGGUACCGGGGAGUUGUCCCAGCCCGAGGGGCCAGGCAUGUGCACCAGCUCUCUGCCCCAGACUCCUGAGCAGGAGAAGUUCCUCCGCCACCACUUUGAGACACUUACUGACAGCCACCCGGAAGAGCUCUUCCAUGGCUCCCUGAGAGACAUGAAGGUCUCCGAGGCCGAAGACUACUACAAUCCCCGACUGAGCAUCUCAGCCCAGUUCCUCUCAAGCCUCCGGAAGACAUCCCGGUUCCCCCACACCUUCCCCACCCGGCUGCCCCAGCGCCUCGUGACGUCUCCAGAGGUCAAGCCCACAGCCCGAAGGAGAAGCCAGCCCCGAGCAGAGCCCCUGAGAGCAGUUCCCUGCCUUUCAGCACUGGCGCCCCGUGUCCCUCCCUCUUCAGUGCUGCCCACAGACAGGAAGCCUCCGACGCCCACAUCGGCACCCAGCCCAGGCCUGGCUCAGGGUAUCCACGUCCCCUCCACCUGCUCCUACAUGGAGGCCACUGCCAGCUCCCGUGCCAAGAUGGCAUGCAGCAUCUCCCUCGGGGACAGUGAGGGCCCUGUCAUGGCUGAGCUGGCCAGGCCCCUCGGAAGGCCAUCGUCCAUGGGGGAGCUGGCCUCCCUGGGCCAGGAGCUCCAGGCCAUCACUACCACAGCGACACCCAGUUCGGGCAGUAAGGGCCAGGAGCCUGCCAUGCACUCCUGGGGCAACCACGAUGCCCGCGCCGGCCUGAGGCUGACCCUGUCAAGUGUCUGUGACAGCCUGCUAUUGCCCCAACCGCCCCUGGAGCCACCCACCACGUGUGUCUGGUCCCAGGAACUUGUGGACCCUCAGCCUGGUAUCACAGUUACAACAGCCAGCUUCCGAGCCCCCAGCCCAGUGGAUGCGAGCGCCCUGAAGCCCCACAGCUCUGCCUUACUCCCAAGGCUCCCGGCCUGUGAGCCCCUCGACCCUGCUGCCUGCUCCAGCAGCCCCCAGCUUCCAGAGGCCAGGCCUGGAGUCCCUGGCAGCACCGUCUCCCCCCUGGAGCACUGCCCAGAUGCGCUGAGUCUGCACCGGAGCAGCCCCAGGAGCUGGAGCGAGCCUGGGGUGCCAGCUGAGGUCCUGUCCCCAGCUCCCCUUGAGCUGAGCAGUGUAGGAGACAUCUUACACAGGCUGCAGACUGCCUUCCAAGAAGCCCUUGACCUUUACCAUGUGUUGGUCUCCAGUGACCAGGUGGAUGCUGAGCAGCAGCAGGUGCAGACUGAGCUGGCCUCCACCUUCCUUUGGAUCCACAGCCAGCUGGAAGCCAGUGACUGGCUGGUCGGGACUGAUGUGGCCCCAGCCCAGGGCCUGCCCAGCCCCGGGCCCCCCUCCCCACCCGCAGCGUGCCCUCUGGGCAGCCCAGACCUACACGCCCUGCUGGAACACUACUCAGAGCUGCUGGUGCAAGCCGUGCGGAGGAAGGCACGGGGUGACUGAGAGCCAGUGGCCCUCGUCACCACAGUCCUGCUGCCUCUGAGGAAAUAGGUAUUUUAAGCAAAUAAACUGAUAGUUUGCAGAAAUUGUUCCUGGAGCCUAUCUGGGCCCAUCCGCAAAGCCCUCUUCAGGUGGAAGC